This is a messenger RNA of Trichoderma virens Gv29-8, 1620 nucleotides long. RefSeq lists its product as uncharacterized. Gene Ontology annotation, cellular component: cytoplasm; mitochondrion. Gene Ontology annotation, molecular function: ATP binding; proline-tRNA ligase activity. Gene Ontology annotation, biological process: prolyl-tRNA aminoacylation. Lineage: Eukaryota; Fungi; Ascomycota; Sordariomycetes; Hypocreales; Hypocreaceae. The record is from RefSeq and is a predicted model, not a curated record. The transcript has 5 exons. The annotation marks the transcript as partial.
GUAGCUGGUCAUGGCAAGCUUAUCCGAGCUGGAUUUCUACGUCAGGCACAAUCUGGAGUUUUCCAACUUCUCCCUUUGGGACUACGUGUUCAAGAUAAGAUUGAGCGCCUCGUUGACAAGCACAUGCAAAACCUAGGAGCCUCGAAACUAGCCCUCUCAACCCUCACAACUGAAGAGCUAUGGCGUAAAAGUGGCCGCCUUGAUAAAGUCUCUUCUGAGCUCUUCCGGCUCCGUGACCGCAAAGAGGUGCCUAUCAUGCUAUCACCCACACAUGAAGAAGAGAUUACAUCCCUCGUGGCCGGCACUCUGAAAUCCUACAAAGACUUGCCUAUCAAGUUGUACCAAAUCACACGCAAAUAUCGAGAUGAGAUCCGUCCUAGGCACGGUUUACUAAGGUCUCGCGAAUUUAUCAUGAAGGAUCUAUAUACAUUUGAUUUGACGGUCGAAAAUGCCGUGGAGACUUAUCGCGACGUCGCCUCUGCCUACAGUGCCUUUUUCGCAGACCUGAAGCUGCCCAUAUUGGUAGCAGAGGCCAGCUCGGGAGAUAUGGGUGGAGAGCAUAGCCAUGAGUAUCACCUCUCUCACGCCAUUGGAGAGGAUACCGUCGCAGCCUGCAGCAGCUGCGGUUAUACCGCCAACGACGAAGUGGCUGCGGCCCGAUCAUCCAGGCAGCUCGAGGGUGCAAUUUCCCCUUCAUCCUUUGGCAUCUGGCGCGGCAUUACAAACGACAGAAAAACACUUGUAAAUGUGUGGUACCCGCGCUUGACGAACUCACCGUCUGGGGACAGCUGGAAUAUUCAUGCUGUCAAGUCGGUCGUUUCCGAUCUCGAUACCAGUGUCAGUGAUGCCGCAUCGUUCUGGGAGGAGGCCGUCCAACAGGCAGAGAGACAUGAUGGAAAACUUCAACUGUUGAAUGUCAUUGAUUCGAGACUUGCAACGGCAUUUGAGGAUCUUCACGGCGAGCUCCCUCUAUUUCCUGCGGAUCUCGCAGGUAAAGAAAUCCAGCAGUCUUCAAUAUCACAGACACCAGCCGGUGAAGACCUAAACCUCUUGCGCAUAAUGGAUGGUGAUGGCUGCCCUCGCUGUGAUUCAGGAGAGCUUGAGAUCCAUCGCGCAUUGGAGCUAGGUCACACUUUUCUCCUCGGAACUCGCUACUCAGUGCCCCUAGAGGCAUCUGUAGCACUUCCGCAAAACCCAGGAGUGCAGGUUCCAGUCCAGAUGGGCUGCUUCGGCAUCGGCGUUUCUCGCAUUCUCGGCGCCGUGGCAGAGCAAAUGGCAGAUGACAAAGGACUCAACUGGCCACGGGCUAUUGCACCAUUUGAGGCCGUUGUAAUUCCAACGUCUGGCGUCAAUGAGCAGACGUUAGAGUUCUACGAUGCAUUAACCAAACAUGAAAGCUCUGCCGCGAGACUAGAUGUUGUUUUAGACGACCGCAAGGAGGCUUUUGGAUGGAAAAUGCAGGAUGCAGAUAUGACGGGCUAUCCUGUUGUAAUUGUACUUGGAAAGGCUUGGAGAGAAAAUGGCAUCUGCGAGGUGCAGUGCAGAAGGCUCUCUGUGAAGGAGAAUGUGAAGGCGGAAGAUGUGCCCCAAUAUGUGGCGGCUUUGCUGCAGCGGCUAUAG